Molecule: messenger RNA, 874 nt
Organism: Uloborus diversus
Lineage: Eukaryota; Metazoa; Arthropoda; Arachnida; Araneae; Uloboridae
Product: cell adhesion molecule 2-like
Exons: 6
Coding region: 28-867 (279 amino acids)
Source: RefSeq, a predicted model, not a curated record
UCCAAUCCGUCGCAACCUGAAUGAGAGAUGAUCAGAGACCCUCCUUUUACAGCGUACAUUGUUGAACACCUCCUGUUCCUCUUCGUCACGUCUGUACCCAUAAUAAGCUCCCGCUCUCACAUUCCACUCCGCAUCAACAUGCUCCACAUUCCUACCCCGGUGGUCACAGGCGAUAGUGUGCGAUUGCGGUGUGGCUACGAGUUAGGGAAUGAAACACUGUACGCUGUCAAGUGGUACAAGAACAUGGGGGAGUUCUUUCGGUACGUUCCUGCCUCUGAUCCCCCGCUCAAAGCCUUCCCUCAAGUUGGAAUCGACGUCGACAUAUCCAGGUCAGACAAUAGCACAGUAUAUUUAAGGAACUUGAGUCUGGAAAGCUUUGGCAACUACACGUGUCAAGUUUCCACGGAUAAACCAUUUUUCCGAUGCGUCCAAACCACAAGGCCACUUGAAGUAGUAGUACCACCUUCAGAUGGCCCCGUUUUAAUGGAGGAGAAGUCAGACUACGAACUGGGAGACAACGUCUCCAUCCUCUGCAAUUCAGGGAAGUCCAAACCUGCUCCAGACCUCAAGUGGUACAUCAACGACCAAUUGGCUCCAUCUUCGUUAUCUGAUCGGGAGACAGUGGUUUACCCAGAUCAACUGGAGAGUUCCAGUCUCGCCCUCCGGUUCCGACUGCGGCCGGAUGUUAUUCACGAUGGGAAAGUGGUGCUCAAAUGUGUAGCCUCCAUUAAUCACAUACGUGCCGUCACCAUUAAAGAGAUACGUGCACACGGAGUAAAACAAGCAGAAUCUUACAUAUGGCUCUUAUGGGCGGCAGCGAUAAUGGUUUUAUACUUCCAGGCGUCACAGACAAAACAUCCGUUGUGAAAUCAUC